ACUCUAACUAGUUCUAGGGUUUCCUCUCAUUCAUUCUCUCCUUCAGCCUCUCCCUCCCAAAAAACACUAGACGCAGAGAAACAGAUUCACACACAAAAAUGGCAGAAACCCUAGUUCUGAGAGGAACAAUGAAAGCCCACACAGACUGGGUGACCGCAAUCGCAACCCCAAUCGACAACUCCGACAUGAUCGUCACAUCCUCUCGCGACAAAUCCCUCAUAGUCUGGCACCUCACCAAGGAAGACAGAGUCUACGGCCUCCCUCGCCGCCGCCUCACGGGUCACUCUCACUUCGUCGAAGACGUCGUCCUCUCUUCCGACGGCCAGUUCGCUCUCUCCGGCAGCUGGGACUCCGAGCUCCGCCUCUGGGACCUCUCCACCGGCAUCACUGCUCGCCGCUUCGUGGGCCACUCCAAAGACGUCCUCUCCGUCGCUUUCUCCUUCGAUAAUCGCCAAAUCGUCUCGGCUUCCCGAGACCGUUCGAUCAAGCUGUGGAACACUUUGGGUGAGUGUAAGUACACGAUUCAGGAUGGUGAUGCUCAUUCCGAUUGGGUCAGUUGUGUUCGAUUUAGCCCUAAUAAUCUUCAGCCUACGAUUGUGUCUUCGUCUUGGGAUCGGACUGUGAAGAUUUGGAAUUUGACGAAUUGUAAGAUUAGGGCUUCGCUUGCUGGGCAUUCUGGGUAUGUGAAUACGGUGGCCGUGUCGCCCGAUGGGUCGCUGUGUGCGAGUGGUGGGAAAGAUGGGGUUAUUUUGUUGUGGGAUUUGGCUGAGGGAAAGAAGCUUUACUCGCUCGAUUCGGGUUCGAUUAUUAAUGCUCUGUGCUUUAGCCCUAAUAGGUACUGGCUCUGUGCUGCUACUGAGGCGAGCAUUAAGAUUUGGGAUUUGGAGAGCAAGACCAUUGUUGUGGAUCUCAAGGUUGAUGCCAAGCAGGAGGCUGAAAUGAACGAAGGCGGCGCUGCCGUGUCGUCUGGUGUUAAAAACAAGGUGAUAUAUUGCACAAGCCUGAGUUGGAGUGCUGAUGGAAGCACAUUAUUCAGUGGAUAUACAGAUGGCAUUGUCAGAGUUUGGGGAAUUGGUCGUUAGAAUCUGUAUUCUAGUCCACGAAUUACAGAGUGUAGUACUUCCUCAUAGUCUGAGUUAAAUUUUUGGGAAUGAUAUUUGGAAUCUCUAUCUCGGAUGGCUUUGAGGCCUCUGCUAUUUUGGUUUUUGGAUAUUUUAUGAGUUGUUAUAUUUGCUUUUGACUAUAAAUCUAGUUAUGCUUGUGUAUUUUUUUUUAA
Molecule: messenger RNA, 1276 nt
Organism: Camellia sinensis
Lineage: Eukaryota; Viridiplantae; Streptophyta; Magnoliopsida; Ericales; Theaceae
Product: small ribosomal subunit protein RACK1
Molecular function (GO): protein binding; translation regulator activity; ribosome binding
Source: RefSeq, a predicted model, not a curated record